AUGGCUGAUGAUUCACCGGGCAUGGCAUUUUCUUCGCCAGCGGCUGAUUGGGGACAGCUAGGUGGACUUAGCCCUCCCGGUCAAGUAGAAUUCAAGGCUGGUGUUCUGGCCUUCGAUGGAAACCCCGACUUUUCAGAGUCGAAAGUAUGGGCUUAUGUCGAAAGUUUCAAGGAACAUAUCCUUAACAUGCACCCGAUCAUUCAGCCCAAGCUUCUGGAUUAUUGGGUCAGACACUUUUUGUAUGAUCUCCCAGCCUCGUAUCCGCGCUCCGCAAAGCCCCAGACAUCCAAGCCUACAUUUGCUGUAGGAGGAGCCAUCCGCAACGGAGCCAUUCCACCCUCACCCAAUCAAGGCUCCCCUCCUGGAUACUCAUCCCACUCGCACUCCUCAGGCCUACCUUUCAAGGAGCGGGAACGAAAUAUUCACAGUCGCCGGUCUUCAAUUCAUGGCUUGGAGUAUUUCGCCUAUGCUACAGAUAUUCUUGGAAAUCACCUCGGCGCAUACAACAAUAUGAAGAAUGUCUAUGCCAACAUCUUUGCUGAGUUGUAUCACGGUCAGCUAGGAAGACCGAUGGAAAGCUUUGCUCUUAUUCACAAAGCUAGCCAUAAACUGCAGGUCAUCAUGAGACCGAGCUUGGAUAAGUUGAGAAGAAUCAAGCGCAACAGCGAAUUCAUCCAGGAGACCAAGCACAACCAGCUUGCUCUGACUUUCCCGACAUUAACCAUUAUGUUUUAUGCGCUUGAAGACCCCGCCAAGGCAGGCAAGGACAAGUUCAGAAAUGUUGAAGUCAUAUCUGACGCUAUCUCUGGCAUGCACUGGGUUGCACCGAACUUCGCAUUCCGUGAGGACGAUCCCCCAACCGACGAUAUCUUGGCUGCAAAAUUGCGGACCAAGUACUGGGGCGCUCAGUUCUCUCACUCGAUCAAGAACCACGCUUCGAGCCCCAACUUCCCCAGCGUCAGCUCGGGAUUCCGAGAGAACGUGACUGCGCCGAUGAUCCACCCCAAAGCUAGGACAAUUGGCGAUGUCGAUCCCCAAGUAGUCGAAUUGGCUAAAAAGGGUAUCAAGCCGCUUAUAGAGAGUACUGGCGCCUUCCUUGGCUGGGGAGAUAGGAGGCCGAUCAUCACAAACAUUUUUGGUACUGCCCAUGCGUAA
This is a messenger RNA of Fusarium coffeatum, 1155 nucleotides long. RefSeq lists its product as uncharacterized. The coding region runs from base 1 to 1155 and encodes 384 amino acids. The transcript is spliced from 5 exons. Lineage: Eukaryota; Fungi; Ascomycota; Sordariomycetes; Hypocreales; Nectriaceae. The record is from RefSeq and is a predicted model, not a curated record.